GCCAGGCUCCCGGGGUCCCGCGGGGUUCAGCUGCCCCUCCCCUGCAGAGGCAGGGCCGUGGGACAGAGGCACCAGCUGCUCGCAGUUGCUCUGCUCCCAAGAAGGAGGAGGAGGGAGAGGAGAGAACCCGGGACCUGGAUGCAAAGAGGGGGAGCCCUUGCAGAUCCCUCGGUCGCCGGCGUGCCCUGGCCCCGGCCUCCCGGAACCGUGGACGGCGGCGGCCCCUGCCAUGCAGACCCCCUAGCCCGGCUCCCGGAAUGGGCGAUGGCGGCGGCAGCCGCUCCGCGGGCUGGAGGGCCCGGCCGGUCAUCACUGCGCCCCGAGACUUGUGGGGCACGGACCCGCAGUCUCGGGACGCCUGGGGAUGCUCCAUUCCCCAGGCCCGGGCUGACGACGGAAGUGAGAACGCCGUGCCCAGGGGGGAUGCGGGGCCGCGGGCCACCUGCCCCGUCCGCCCGCGCAGCGCUGAGGGCACCGGCACCCCCGCGCGGGCCAGGCGGGCCAGACUCUGCAGGUACUGCGCGCCCCUCCAGACCAGCCGGAGCUGCCCCGCCCCGCCUGCCGCCCUGCCGCUCAAGGCAGAGACAUUUGUUUGGGUUAACAGUGCAUCAGCACAUUCCCAGAGUGUUGCCAAGGCCAAAUAUGAAUUUUUAUUUGGCAGAUCUGAAGAGAAAACUCCAGAUACUAGUGAUCAUGGAGGAAGCACUUUACUCCCACCGAAUGUCACGAAUGAAUUUCCAGAAUAUGGGACCAUGGAGGAAGGUGGAGAAGGCCUGAGAGCCUCUCUCGAGUUGGACGCUGAGUCUCUGGCAUGCCGCCCACAAGGGCCACAGGGGUUCCGGCUUCUUGCUGGCCAGCACUCUGGGCUUGCCAGUGGUACAGGAGGACCACCAGACGUCGGAGAGGCCCCCUCUCAAAGUCACCUCAAGGAACAGAGUUUACAACCCAUUGACUCUUUGAUUUCAGCUCUGAAAGCCACAGAAGCCAGAAUAGCUUCAGGAACUUUGAAGGCUGCAAAGGUACUGGACAGAGAUGUUGCUCCUGGCUUUUCAGUCCAGCAGGUGGAAAAAGAGCCUGACACUGCCAGUCAUAAAACGCAGAGAGCCAACGAACUGUUCCCUGCUGGCCGAGAAAAGCCACCAGAUAUACCUCUUUCCGCUGAAGUUAUGACUGAGGAAAAUUUUUACUUGAGUAUCCAGAAGGAUCUGACUGCACUAUUAACUGGAGAAACUCAGGCAGAGCUUUCCCGAACCGCUAAUAAUGGAAGAAAGGGCGUUCUCCACGUGCAGGAGCCAGCUCAUCCAGCAUCCUCCGUGGGGAGCCCAGCCACCCACAGCUCACUGGGCAGCGCUGGUUUGUUGAGAGAGAGGAGGUCUGAUCAGGGGGGAGGGCACCCAGGACGGGGUGAUCAGGGCAGCUCUGCAGGACGCCCAGGCCAGGUCAAACACGUGGAAUUCCAAGGGGUGGAAAUAUUGUGGACAGGAGGGGAGAAAAGAGACACGCGGCAACCUGUGGAUUUUGAGACGCUGUUGGAAAGGACAACCCCUCCUGAAGGCAAAGAGUUUUCCAAAGCGCCAGGCCAUCCUGUCUCAUGUGCUGGUUUGUGUAACUCAGCUGGUUUAACUGGGAAUGUUUGGGAUGAAGCCCAGGGAGCUCCUGCAGAGAGGCUGGCCGCUGGCUCAGGGCCACUUUCCCCUGUGCCCCUUCUCGAGAGCGGAGAGGAUGAAGUCUUCCUAAGGGACAACAAGGAACAUCUCGAGAAGAAGCCUGGCCUGGAGAGAGACAAGCAAAGGGCUCUUGAGCAAGAGGAGCCCUUGAGGGGCGGGGAGGACGACGUACUCGGGCCCGGGUGUGCAGAGGACCCCACGGACGUGUACAGCUCCCAGUUUGAGGCCGUUUUGGACAACACUUCUCUGUACUACAGCGCUGGGUCCUCGGAGACGUUAUACUCAGAGCCUGACAGCUAUUUCAGCUUUGAAAUGCCCCUCACUCCAAUGAUACAGCAGCGCAUCAAAGAAGGUGGCCAGUUCCUGGAGAGGACGCCGGCGGGGGGCCAGCAGGACAUCCUGAGCGUCUCAGCAGAUGGUGGAGUAGUGAUGGGCUGUUCUGGUGGGAUCACCAACGGGCUGAGCGGCUCCCGCAGCUCUGUCUACUCCAGAGGCACCCCGGAGGCGGCUUUCUGGGGAAGUUCUCACAGCCAUGCUGGGGUGAAAACAGCCCUGCUAGAUGCUCGAUCUGAAAUGGGGAGCACUGACAUUCUGGAGAAGGAGACCUCGGGGAGCCUCAGCAACGGGACCAGCGGCAACGUAGACGCAGCCAGAAGGCUGGCCAGACGCCUUUAUCAGCUGGACAGAUUCAAAAGAUCGGAUGUGGCAAAGCACCUGGGCAAGAACAAUGAAUUUAGCAAACUAGUUGCGGAAGAAUAUUUGAAGUUUUUUGAUUUUACAGGAAUGACACUGGAUCAGUCUCUCAGGUAUUUCUUUAAAGCAUUUUCUCUUGUGGGAGAAACCCAAGAACGAGAGAGAGUUUUAAUACACUUCUCCAAUAGAUAUUUUUAUUGUAACCCAGAUACCAUUGCUUCACAAGAUGGAGUCCAUUGCCUCACCUGUGCAGUGAUGCUUCUUAACACAGAUCUCCACGGCCAUAAUAUCGGAAAGAAGAUGACCUGCCAAGAGUUCAUUGCAAACCUCCAAGGGGUAGAUGAGGGCGGUGAUUUCUCCAAGGAUCUACUGAAAGCUCUGUACAACUCGAUCAAGAAUGAGAAGCUUGAAUGGGCAGUAGAUGAUGAAGAGAAAAAAAAGUCUCCGUCAGAAGGUACUGAUGAGAAAGCUAAUGGAACACAUCCGAAGACCCUCAGCCGUAUUGGGAGCACGACCAACCCAUUCUUGGACAUUCCUCACGACCCAAACGCUGCUGUGUACAAAAGUGGAUUCUUGGCCCGGAAGAUCCACGCAGAUAUGGAUGGGAAGAAGACUCCAAGAGGAAAACGAGGAUGGAAAACCUUUUAUGCUGUACUAAAGGGAACAGUCCUUUACUUGCAAAAGGACGAAUAUAAACCAGAGAAGGCCCUGUCAGAAGAAGACUUGAAAAACGCCGUCAGUGUGCACCACGCGCUCGCAUCCCAGGCCACGGACUACGAGAAGAAGCCCAACGUGCUCAAGCUUAAAACUGCCGACUGGAGGGUCUUGCUUUUCCAAGCCCAGAGCCCAGAGGAAAUGCAAGGGUGGAUAAACAAAAUUAAUUGUGUGGCGGCUGUGUUUUCGGCACCGCCAUUUCCAGCAGCCAUUGGGUCUCAGAAGAAGUUUAGCCGCCCUCUCUUGCCCGCCACCACAACAAAGUUGUCUCAGGAGGAGCAGCUGAAAUCUCAUGAAAGCAAGCUGAAGCAGAUCGCCACGGAGCUGGCUGAGCACCGCUCCUACCCGCCAGACAAGAAAGUCAAAGCCAAGGAGGUGGAUGAGUACAAGCUGAAAGAUCACUACCUGGAGUUUGAGAAAACCCGCUAUGAAACAUACGUCCGUGUCCUGAAAGAGGGGGGCGUGGAGCUCCUGAAUAGCAGCGGGGGGGGCCCCGCAGGCCUGAAGAAGUCGCACUCCAGUCCCUCGCUGAACCCAGAUUCGUCCCCGGUCACGGCCAAGGUCAAGCGGAACGUGUCAGAGAGGAAGGACCACCGACCUGAAACGCCGGAGCGGGAAGAGGGUGAUGAUACUGAAGACCAGGCUCAGGAUUUGGAAAAAACUUCAUCAGGCAGAGAAACGGGGCAGAUCAGCAAGGUAAGAUGUGAGCGGGCACGAUUUUACACUUCGGUUAGUAAGAAGCCGGUUACACAAGGUCAACAGCAGCCCUUGUGGUGCCUCGUGUGGCAAACAGACAGGAGAGCAAGCCUCCAGCCUUCACCCCCAGCAAGCCUGCUCGGGCUGUCUCUGUGAAGAGAGGACUGUUUCCGAGACCAGGAAGGUGAGCCACCUGCCCUGCACCCGGGAGACUGGCCCUGAGACCUGGGUGUGAACACAUCAGAGGGCGUGCCGAAGGGGUGACCAGGGCUGGUGACUGGAACCUACGAGAAGAAACACACCAGCUCAGUGGCAGGGAGAGCCUCCCCGCCUCCAGCUGCCACAACACAGGUCCUCCACCCACAGGCUGGUUGCGACGUGGCCUGGCACCCAUGGUGGCCAGAGGGACACUGAGGACCAAGAGAGACAUCCGGCGGGUGGCUGGAUGGUCACAGUGAUGACCAGGGGUACAGAUACUUAAAUUGGGCGCACUCAGCGGCCUGGCGCUUCCCAUGAUGCUGGGACAUAGCACCAUGGUGUCCCCAUGUCACAGGUGAUGAAAGGCCGACAUCAGGCUCCAUCUCCUCAGGUCUCCUGUGGCAUUUUAAUACCUCAGCCACUUCCGUCUUCAGCCACAGAUGUC
This is a messenger RNA of Camelus dromedarius (Arabian camel), 4413 nucleotides long. RefSeq names its product pleckstrin and Sec7 domain containing 3 (gene PSD3). Gene Ontology annotation, molecular function: phospholipid binding; guanyl-nucleotide exchange factor activity; protein binding. Gene Ontology annotation, biological process: regulation of ARF protein signal transduction. The coding region runs from base 258 to 3926 and encodes 1222 amino acids. The transcript is spliced from 17 exons. Lineage: Eukaryota; Metazoa; Chordata; Mammalia; Artiodactyla; Camelidae. The record is from RefSeq and is a predicted model, not a curated record. Gene Ontology annotation, cellular component: ruffle membrane.